Messenger RNA from Fraxinus pennsylvanica, 477 nucleotides. The record is from the annotation of a GenBank genome assembly. Lineage: Eukaryota; Viridiplantae; Streptophyta; Magnoliopsida; Lamiales; Oleaceae.
AUGGAGAAAUCGGUGAUGGUGGUGGGGCUUGAUGACAGUGAACGCAGCUUCUAUGCCUUGGAGUGGACUUUGGAACAUUUCUUUUCUAAAUCGCCGGAAAAUUGGCCGUUCAAGCUAGUGAUCGUGCACGCUAAACCUUCUGCGGUAUCCGCCGUUGGUCUAGCUGGCCCUGGUGCUGCCGAUGUGCUGCCGUAUGUGGAGACAGAUUUGAAGAAGAUUGCGGCGAGGGUCUUGGAAAGGGCUAAGGAAACUUGCACUGCCAAAUCGGUGAAUGAUGUAAUAUUGGAGGUCAUGGAAGGGGAUGCAAGGAAUGUUCUCUGUGAGGCCGUGGAAAAGCACCACGCCUCUAUUUUAGUUGUUGGUAAUCAUGGAUAUGGAGCUAUAAAGAGGGCUGUUUUGGGCAGUGUAAGCGACUAUUGUGCACAUCAUGCUCACUGCACCGUGAUGAUAGUGAAGAAGCCGAAGAUCAAAAACUAA